Molecule: messenger RNA, 390 nt
Organism: Phytophthora infestans T30-4
Lineage: Eukaryota; Oomycota; Peronosporomycetes; Peronosporales; Peronosporaceae
Exons: 4
Coding region: 1-390 (129 amino acids)
Source: RefSeq, a predicted model, not a curated record
AUGAUCACUGGCACGAUCUCGGCUGAAACGGAGUCAAUGCGUCACGCAGCCGAAGUUCGGCUGCGUGCCCAGUCGAACGAGCUAAAACGAUUCCAUGACAAAAUUUGUCAGCGCGUGACGGAGCGAGAACGUCAAAAUCGACUUGAAGCCCAGCGCGCGCAGAAGAAUUUGGAUGCGAAGUGUGCAAAAGUGUUUUCAACUACAGUGCAGACACAGCCAACUGGGAACUCUGUGGCCACACGACUUUCAACUCGUCCGUACUUUCAGAAAUUGAUAAAAGACAAGAAAGCCAUUCUCAAGCUGGUCGAAGCAGGCGAACUCGCGACAAUUCAGACGAUAGCAUUAAAGAACACGGCAGUACGACUUCUACUGGAGUUACAGUGUACGUAA